CCCGCCGCGCGACGUCAGCACGCUCGCGGCGCGGGGACGCUCCCGUUCUAGCCGCUCCGCUCCGCGCCGCGGGGCCGACCGGCCGAUGAGGCGGCCGCGGCGGGGACGUCACGGGGCGGGGCGCCGCGAGGGAGGCGGCGGCCGGCGGCCGUUGGCGGCGGCCGUUGGCCUCGGGGCUCUCGGCAUCGCGGCACCGCCGAGGGACGGUCCUGCCGGCUCCAGCCCUGGGGCGCCUUCGCCUCCCGGCGCGGUGCCAGUGACUGCCUGCCGGCGUCACCCUCGGGGGAGCGACCGGGCCGCUGGUGUGGCCGCCUGUCUCCCAGGGGCUACGAAGCGCCUCCUGGGAGCUCUGCGCGACGCACCGGCGUCGCUAAAUAAAGCGCUUAAAUGCGGUGAAGGAUACGAGGAACUGAGACAAGCAAGGCUUGGACCAGAAGUCUCCCAUUAAAUAUGUGACAAUAAUGGCUUCCAGACACCUGGAGGAUAGAGAAGGACCACAGCCAUCGCUGGGCUGCUCAGGUUGGACCAGGAUUGCUAGGAAGAGGAUUCUGGAGAAGAUACCACAGUUGAUAUAAAAAUCCCAGAAGGUUCUUACACUGCAGGCCCUUACUGUCUCAGAGGAACCAAGACCUAAGCUAGUCACUACCAUUUUAGUAGCCAGUUUGCUAAGUGUGUGGCUGUGGCAGGGCCAGGGUUCACUCUUGAGACGUUAUGUCGUCUCUGUCCACAGCAAGUAAGAGAAGAGGAAUAAACAAAGGAAAUGGUCAGUGACUGACUUCCCAGAAGCCUCUGAGAAAUGAAAAAGGGCUGACUAAGGCAAAGAAGAUUUGACAGGAACAAAAAAGAAAAAGAGAAGGAGCCUCUCUGUGACCAAGGGACUGGCAGAGAUACUUCUUUUUGAGCAGAAAGAUUGCAAAGACAGGGCUCUGUGGACAAAAAGAGCUAGCCAGACCAUCCUGGAUCCAAGGACAGAACUGAUACGGAUCACAGGACAGUGAAGCAUAAUCAGAUGAACAACUGUUGUUGGAAAGGAUAUUCUAUCAAAUACCCCUUGGUCCUCUAUACCACAAAAGCCUCAAAUUUCAUAAGCCUCAGUUCUUCCCAGUGGAGACUUCCUGCCAGAGAGAGGUGCAGUUUGGCACACUGCUGUUCCUUCCUUUGCAGUAGAGCAGCAAAAUCAAUCACUCUGGGAGCUGAGUGCUUUUUAUUUGAAAUGGACCAUGGUCACUACACCAUUUCAGUCCACAGGGUCCUCUGGGGCUUACCAAAGAAAAGGCUCAGAAACAAGUGCUCUGAUCCUUUCACACCAGAGGUGGGAUUGGUGCUAUGCCAAUCCAGUCCACAGGAUUCCUGAAAUUUUACAGAGAGAAAAGAUUGAAACAGUGAGCAACACUGAGCUCUUUUGGAACUAGAACUGACCAAAAACCCUGAAAUGCCACCUCCUUUUCUCUUUCCCCUGCUACUGCACUGUUUACAUAAGUUUUAAGUAUGUGAAAUUUUAGGGAAAUGAAAUCAUUUCUGGUUCAGACUUUCAUUCUUUUCUGCAAAGCAGAUUUUUUUAAAACCAGAAACCAGCACAUUCCUCUGAAUGGGAAGCUCAGCCCCCUCUGUGUUUUAAAAUUUAUACAAAUGUAUAAAAGAAACAUCAUAUUUGAAAGGUAUCUUUAUUCUUUAAAUACAUUAGUCCAAGACAGAGCCCUGGCAAUGGGGACUUGUAGAAAUUUAUGAAGUAGAGAAAGAAAACAAAACACUCCUUACAAAAUGAGAAAAAAUUCUUAGGUUUUUCUCAUUUUUUUCUUUCCCCCAAUAAUUCUGCAGUCCCUGGCACUGUACAAGGGUUGUCAGGUGUCUCAAAAUGAAAUCAUGUCAGUUACUCUAUUUAAUGAUAAUGAAGGCAUACAGACCAUGAGAAACCAAAACUGCACAGCAGAAAUCCAAAUGCACAGUGCUGUCCUGCUCACCAGGCCAAAACAAGCCACACAGAAUGAUGGGCACUGCUUUUUCCCAAGCUUUCCUCAAUGCAUGUGCUCAGUGGGCAUUUAAGAGAGAGUUUCCCGAAGGCUGCUCAGAAUAUCCUCAGAUCAUCACACCUUUGCCUCCCAGCCUUGCAAGGCUCUCUCCUUGCUUUCACAGCUGCUGUUCAGCCCAGAGUGGUUAUGACUGAAGCACGCACAGCUAAUCGGAGCCUAGCCGGCAGUAGGCGACCAACCCGCCUCUUCAGUCCCUUGGAGACACAUCCAUGUCCUCAGAGCCAGUGUCAUCUUGUCCGUGCUUUGUCCCACAAAAAACUUUAUCAGCCACUGUGGUAGAAUGAGGUGGGCAGGAAGGGAGAGCGCAUCUCCGGCACUAGCUGCAGCAGAGAAGCCAGCAAAUCUUCUGAGAAUUGGAAAGCCUUACAAAACAUGAAAGGAAAACUUGUUAAUUGUGAUCCAUACCUCCACCACAAGUCCUCCAUUAGGUGAUCUGUCAACAUCAAAGUGGCUAACUCCAGGUCAGCAGUCAUCGAGGGGGACAACUUCAACAUGGCAAAAGAUCACAGAAAUUCUUUUUUCUGUCCCUGUGCUGCCACUGCAGCCCAGGAGUAAAGUCCCAGAAAUGAUGUAGCUGCUUCUGAUCAUAUCACAUUGUAGCAUAAUCCUUUUCCACUAGAUGACACUUCUUUCUGGAGCUCAGAAAUGGCACUGUAGUGGGUAAAACUGCUCCAACUCCUUCCUUAGGCAACUGUUCAGUCUUACUGUCCUUUCCUCCUGCCACAGAUGCAGGCAGGGUGGGGGCAGCUGUUGCUCCAAAAAUGCAGCUGAAGUUGCAAAUGCUAGUGCCCACUUUGCAAAACUGAUGGCAUUGGUGGCAGCCGGUGAGGAGGUCUGCAUGGGCACCUGAGUGUGUGCUGCUGUGAGUGUGCAGGGACUGCAUGGAGGGUGGUGAGAGAGGACUGGGGAGAUGGGGCCCCGUGAGGUGGGCCUGCCAUUUGCAUGUAGCUGAGGUGCCCCGUGGCUCUUUGGGCUCAGCAGCAGUGUGACAGGCAUGGGAGGCAUGGCAAUGCCAAAUGCGCACUUCGGAGGAAAUCCCCCAAAUGAAAAACAAAGACUCUGCAAGUCAUUUCCUCCAGGCUGAACAGAAAGACAUCUGUGUUGAUCCAGCUAUUAUAUACUAGUCACAACAAAACAAUUUGCUUCCAAGCAGCAUAGGCCCCAAGUUCUCUUUCUUCUAGACUGAUGAUUAAAAAUAUUCAAGAUGUAUUUUAACUGAUUUUUACAAGCUCUUUUUUCCUUUGAUGGGACUUUGCAGGCUGACAGUUUCUGCAGGUGAGAUUGGGCUAAAGUAAGGAGGUCUGAAAGAGGGGCUGGGUGCCAUCUUACUGUAGACCUUUACGCUUGAGUUGAACACCAGCUCCUGACUGCGGUGAAAAGCUACUUUCAGUUACAUCCUCUGUAAAUGGGUGUCUGAGCUCUGGGGUGGCUGGAUGUGACCGUUAUGCACAGUUAGGUACAAAGGAAGGAAUUGUAACCUCGGCAGCUGUCUAUGCUUGGGGCAGAUUUGACCUGCAGAAGCCAGGAGCCGUGACCAAACAAGCAAUCUGCUCCGGACGGAGAGGCACUGCACCCCACUGCUUCCCCUACAUGUGCCUGCUCUUUCUUCACGGCAACGUCGUUCAGAGAACUGAUAUUCAAUGGCUGGAAACGGAGGUGCCAAGAGGCUGAGAUGGAUAUGACUACUAUCCUACAAGAGAUUUUGAUUAAAAGAUCGCAGCAGAAGAAGAGGACUUCUCCCUUAAACUACAAAGAGAGGCUUUUUGUACUUACCAAGUCCAUGCUAACGUAUUAUGAAGGUCGAGCAGAGAAAAAGUACAAAAAAGGAUGUGUUGAUGUUUCAAGGAUCAAAUGUGUAGAAGUUGUUAAAAAUGAUGGCAUUAUCCCCUGUCAAAACAAAUAUCCAUUUCAGGUUGUGUAUGAUGCUAAUACGCUUUAUAUUUUUGCACCAAGUGCACAAAGCCGGGAUCAGUGGGUGAGGAAUCUGAAAGAAGAAAUAAAGAACAACAGUGAUAUAAUGGUAAAAUAUCAUCCUAAAUUCUGGACGGAGGGAAUUUAUCAGUGCUGCAGACAGACAGAAAAAUUAGCACCUGGCUGUGAAAAAUACAGUCUUUUUGAAAACAGUAUAAGGAAAGCACCUGCUCCAAAUUUUCUGCUGGAAAAAAAUAGGCGAAGGCCUCCACCACCUGUUCCCCCAGCUGAAGAAAACGACAGUGAAGAGGAGGAAAUAGUGGUAGCAAUGUAUGACUUUCAGCCUACAGAACAUCAUGAUUUAAGAUUAGAGAAAGGUGAAGAGUAUACGAUAAUUGAAAAAAAUGACAUUCACUGGUGGAAGGCAAGAGAUAAAUAUGGAAAUCAAGGAUAUAUUCCAAGCAACUAUGUAACAGGAAAGAAGUCCAACAACCUUGAUCAAUAUGAAUGGUACAGCAGAAAUCUGAACAGAAGCAAGGCAGAACAACUCCUUAGAAAUGAGGACAAAGAAGGUGGUUUUGUGGUGAGAGACUCAAGUCAGCCAGGCCUGUAUACAGUUUCCCUUUAUACAAAAUUUGGAGGAGAAGGUUCAUCAGGAAUAAGACACUACCAUAUAAAAGAAACAGUGACAUCACCAAAACAGUUCUACCUCGCAGAAAAACAUCUUUUUAGCUCCAUUCCAGAAAUAAUUGAGUAUCAUAAACAUAAUGCAGCAGGUCUUGUUACCAGGCUGCGCUACCCAGUGACCCCAAAGAAGACAACAGCACCAACAACUGCAGGGUUCAGCUAUGAGAAAUGGGAAAUCAAUCCAUCAGAGCUGACCUUCAUGAGAGAACUAGGGAGCGGUCUCUUUGGAGUAGUGCGUCUGGGGAAAUGGAGGGCGCAGUAUAAAGUAGCCAUCAAAGCAAUUCGGGAAGGUGCAAUGUAUGAAGAGGAUUUCAUUGAAGAAGCUAAAGUGAUGAUGAAAUUAACACAUCCUAAAUUAGUUCAGCUGUACGGUGUGUGCACACAACAGAGACCUAUUUACAUAGUGACAGAAUUCAUGGAGCAUGGCUGCCUGCUGAACUACCUGCGGCAAAAACGCGGGCUCUUGAGCAAAGACGUGCUGCUGACUAUGUGCCAAGAUGUGUGUGAAGGAAUGGAGUACCUGGAGAGGAACAGCUUUAUCCAUAGAGACCUGGCUGCCAGAAACUGCUUAGUGAAUGAUUCAGGAGUGGUCAAAGUGUCUGAUUUUGGCAUGACAAGGUAUGUUCUUGAUGAUCAAUACACAAGCUCUUCAGGGGCUAAGUUUCCUGUGAAGUGGUGUCCCCCAGAAGUUUUUAAUUAUAGCCGAUUCAGCAGCAAAUCAGAUGUCUGGUCAUUUGGUGUUUUAAUGUGGGAAGUAUUUACAGAAGGAAAAAUGCCCUUUGAAAAAAGCUCCAACUAUGAAGUGGUAACUAUGGUUAGCCAAGGACAUCGUUUGUAUCGGCCCAAAUUAGCCUGUAAGCUGGUGUAUGAUGUCAUGAUGAUGUGCUGGCAGGAGAAACCAGAGGCACGGCCUACUUUUGAAGACUUGCUUCACACAAUCAUUGACAUUGCAGAGGGUGAAGAUACUUUCUGAAGAAAAACAGCAGCAGCCCAAGUAUGGGAAAGAAUUCACAUUCGACAGAUAUAGCCUCAAGCCUUUAAAAAAGAAAUGAUCCUGUAAGCUGCUGGAUGUUGCUAAAGAGUGUGGGGAGCCUGUAACAUUUGCUGCACUUCAACCCAGGGAGUUAUACAUGAUUCUGGGAAAUGUUCACAAUACCUUCAGCAAUACUAACAGUCCCUAUAUUUUCUCUGAAAAGUCGGCACCGCAUAAUGGACAAACUGAGCUCUCUCUGGGGAAAGAGAGAGAAUGUGAGCAAAGCCCAAGAGCUUAGUUUGCAUUUACUGGGUUGUGUUUAUGUGUAUACAGUCCAUGUUUCUGAGUUUCUCUUUACUCAGGCAAUAGAAAUGGUAGUAGUAGUGAUUUGCAUACUUUAAAAUUGAAGGUAUCUAUUAAUAGCUAGUUACUGACAUUGAAGUGUUUCCAGAGAUUCCUCAGAAACAUUAUUUUUUUCAGUUGAUGGUUGUUCUAUGACACAUCAAGAACACAAAACAUGCCUCUUUCCUUUGCACACAGUGAGUUGCCAGCGAUGCAGUCAUUGGUUUGGUAUAACACUCAAAAGCUUCGCCUAAGAACCGAGCUGUGAUAUGCCGAGGCCUUCUAGGGCCUCUCUUCAAAGACCUUCCAAGAUUAGUCUUAACAUUAUGAAAAAUAAAUCCAAGAUUCAGCACAACUGGCUGUCAGUGUACUAUAUACCUGGUUUUUGAUUAAUUAUAAAAUAAUUUAUAUUGUAUUGUAAAUAUAUAGAUUCUAUACAUUUAUUUAUAUAAAGUGUGAGUGUUCUCCUCUUGAAAUUUUCAAGCAUGAGUUUGUUCUACCUUAACUUACAUACUCAACUCCAUAUAUGAGAUUGUAAAUGAAAGAAAUUACACCCUCAUUAGAGGAGAGCUCCUUUUCCUAUCUUUGUCAUCUGUAUGUACAAUGAUCUAACCUUUCUGUUCUUAACAGAAAAUGUCAUAUUGUGUGUGUGUGUAAAUAAACUGAAUGUUAUCUGUUGUUUGGAACAGA
Messenger RNA from Dromaius novaehollandiae (emu), 6633 nucleotides. RefSeq names its product tec protein tyrosine kinase (gene TEC). The coding region runs from base 3703 to 5601 and encodes 632 amino acids. NCBI's taxonomy places the organism in Eukaryota, Metazoa, Chordata, Aves, Casuariiformes, Dromaiidae. The transcript is spliced from 21 exons. Gene Ontology annotation, molecular function: non-membrane spanning protein tyrosine kinase activity; ATP binding; protein binding. Gene Ontology annotation, biological process: T cell receptor signaling pathway; B cell receptor signaling pathway; regulation of platelet activation. Gene Ontology annotation, cellular component: plasma membrane. The record is from RefSeq and is a predicted model, not a curated record.